Rotaria sp. Silwood1 is the source of this 1224-nucleotide messenger RNA. The record is from the annotation of a GenBank genome assembly. Lineage: Eukaryota; Metazoa; Rotifera; Eurotatoria; Philodinida; Philodinidae.
AUGGCUAAAAAACGCAAUAUAAACAUCUCAAUAUGCAAAAAUUGUACUAAAAAAACAAAAAGUGAUACAACAUUAAAUAAAAAGAAAGAAUCAACUACAAAUAAAUUAUCUUAUGGUAUCGGUUUCGGUGUUAUUUUGACAUUAAUCACUAUUAUACUUCAAUGUAUUGCUUUUUUUACACCACAUUGGAAAGAAAUAACUCCAAAUACACAUUCAUUAUAUGUUGAUGGUGUAGAUGCGCUUUUACGUACUGAAGUUUUACAUUAUUUUAAUCGUGUACAUCGUUAUAGUCGUCAGUCAUAUGGUUUAUUUCAACGAUGUGAAUAUAUUUUAAGUAAUUCAUCAAUAUAUAAUAAUCAACUUGAUUUAGCUGAUGCCGUUGUAAAUAACCAACAACAUAAAUGUACAAAAAAUUAUUUACCUCGAUAUCGUGAUGAUUAUUUUAAUGAAUGUCAUAGUUUACAAUACUAUCGAUUUUGUACAAAAGCAAGUGAAAAAAACUUUGACAUUAACAAUGAUUAUCUUCAUGCAACAUUUGACCUAUCAACUUCACCUACAAAUCUUGAUCCAAAAAUGUCGUGUGAUUGUCAUUAUCCACCUUAUGUUUUCGUUUGUCAAAUAGUUGGAAUAAUGGCAUUAAUAUUUUUAUUUCUCACUUGUUUAUUAUUUGGUUUAUUUCCAUGUUUUACUGAUCUACAUUAUCGUCUUAAAAUAAAGUAUUUUGGUAUAUUAUCAUCAUUAUUAUCAAUUCUAUUUCUAACAAUCAAUUUAAUAGUUAUACACAAACAUCUCGAAUAUGAAUCAAUUGCAUAUUUAGUUGCUAUUGAAAAACAUUAUAAAUCAAAUCAAAUUUAUAAAUUAUCUGAAGAUACAAAAACUGCUAUUGAUCGAUUUCUAUCAAGUAUUAAUAUUCGUAUUGGUUAUUCAACUAUAAUAGCAUGGAUUGCUUUUGGUUUAUCAAUCAUUGAUGGAAUAUUAUUAUCAGUUACAUGUCAAAUUAAACAUAAUUAUAAGGAAAAAGAAACUCGUACUAAUUUAAUAUCAUCGUCUGCAAAUGAACAACAUUAUGCUCAAUUUCACUUUACAAGAGUUCCAAAUGAUUCUGAAACUUUAUCAUCACCAAUGCCUAUAAUCAAUAAUCUAAAUGAAUCUACUCCAUUGUCUUCUACUUCACAAGAUGAAAAAUAUCAACCAUUACGUAUAUUCAAUGAACAUGAAGUCUAA